Molecule: messenger RNA, 438 nt
Organism: Coccomyxa subellipsoidea C-169
Lineage: Eukaryota; Viridiplantae; Chlorophyta; Trebouxiophyceae; Coccomyxaceae
Exons: 3
Molecular function (GO): DNA binding
Source: RefSeq, a predicted model, not a curated record
CAGGAGGAUGUAAGGAAUAUUGAGUCCGGCAAGGUUCCUCUUCCUAAGUACCUGGCCUCUGCAGAGCCUGCCAGCGCAGCAAAGUCCAAGGCGUCAGAGCAGGAGCGGCGGAAGGGCAUCCCUUGGACAGAGGAGGAGCACAGGCUGUUCCUGAUGGGCCUCGCCAAGUUUGGCAAGGGCGACUGGCGCAGCAUCUCCCGCAGCUUCGUCAUGUUAUCCAUGCAUGGCCUGACGCGGUGUGCUUUCUUUGGACAGGUGGCGAGUCAUGCGCAGAAAUACUUCAUCCGCCUCAAUUCAAUGAACAAGAAGGACAAGCGACGGUCCAGUAUCCACGACAUCACCAACCCUGGCGGCGUCUCCGGUGAUGUCACAGGUGUGCUGCCAUCCUUUGCAUGUUCCCAUUCUUCCUAUUCUCCUCUCCUAGGUGGGGGCAGAUGA